Molecule: messenger RNA, 2940 nt
Organism: Yarrowia lipolytica CLIB122
Lineage: Eukaryota; Fungi; Ascomycota; Dipodascomycetes; Dipodascales
Biological process (GO): carbohydrate metabolic process
Cellular component (GO): extracellular region
Molecular function (GO): chitinase activity
Source: RefSeq, a predicted model, not a curated record
AUGAAAUUCUCAACCAUCGCCAACUUUGGAGCUUCGCUCAUGUCUCUGGCGACCUCUGUUGCCGCGUUUGAUCCCGCUGGCUCCAACAAUGUCGUGCUCUAUUGGGGCCAGGCCUCGGCCGGCUCUCAGGAGCCUCUGGGCUCGUACUGUGAGUCCAACGCCGCCGACGUUUACGUUGUCUCGUUUCUCAACUCGUUCAACGGUAACGGAGACCUCACUCUAACCAUUUCCGGCUGCAACGACAACUUUGCCGGCGGCCUGGCCAACUGCCCGGCCAUUGCCGCAGACAUCAAAAAGUGCCAGAGUCUGGGCAAAAAGGUGUUCAUCUCGCUGGGCGGUGCCGUGGGAUCGUACGGCUUCACUUCGGACGCCGGAGGAGCCAACUUUGCUGACACUCUGUGGAACACCUUUGGCGGAGGUACCGCGGCCGAACGACCAUUCGGAGACGCCAUUGUUGACGGUUACGAUCUGGAUAUCGAAAACCAACAGCAAAUGGGCUACGUGGCUCUUGUCAAGCGUCUUCGAGAACACUUUGCCUCCUCCUCCGGCCAGUACUACAUCUCUGCCACCCCCCAAUGUCCCUACCCCGAUGCGUCUGUUGGAGAAGCUCUUGCCGGCGCCGACAUCGACUUUGCCUACGUCCAGUUCUACAACAACUACUGUGGAGUCAACAACCCCGGCCAGUUCAACUUUGACACCUGGGACAACUUUGCCAAAACCGUGUCGCCUAACAAGAACAUCAAAAUCUACCUUGGAGUGCCCGGAGCCGUCUCGGCUGCCUCUACUGGAUACAUUGAUGGAGCCACCCUCAAGUCCUACGUCGACAAGGUCAAGCAAUACUCGUCGUUUGGCGGAAUCAUGAUGUGGGAUGCUUCUCAGGCCUUCCUUAACAAGGAAGGCGGCGUUUCCUACGCUCAGAUUGCCAAGAAUGCACUUGGAGGUGCUGGUCCCGUUGUUUCUGUUGCUUCGACCCCAGUUGUUUCUGUUGCUUCUUCUUCUGCCUGGGCUCCUUCUUCUGCCUCUGUCUGGACCCCCGAGUCUUCUUCUGCUCCUGCUCCCGCUCCUUGGGCUCCUUCUUCUGCUCCUGCCCCUGCUCCUUGGGCUCCUUCUUCUGCUCCCGCUCCUGGUGCUCCCGCUCCCGCAGUCUCUUCUCCCGCUCCUUGGGCUCCUUCUUCUGCUCCCGCUCCCGCUCCCGUCUCAACUCACACCCCCGACAACGGUAUGUGGAAGCCUGAGAAUGGUCCCUCGGUGGUGUCGUCGCUGGCUGCUCCCUCGGGUCCUGUUUUUGCCGCCGAGAGCGGCUCAGUUGAGAGCGGCGUGGAGGCUGAUACCACCGUCACCGAGCAGCACACUGUGACUUCUGUUGGCGAGACCGUGACCACUACCGUUCCCACUGCUGUUGAGACUUCUGAGAUUUCUUCUGCUGCUGAAGCUGCUGCUGAGACCAGCUCCAUUCCCGAGUCAUCUCCCUCUUCCUCCAAGGCCAAGCACACCGUCUACCACACCACCAUUGAGUCCGUGUACAUUGACACCACCGUGGUGAACGUUCCUGGUCCUUCUCCCACUUCCGAGGGUGUUUCCACUUCCGAGGGUGUUGCUGAGGGUGUCGUUCCUUCUUCUGGUGCUUCCCCUUCUUCUGCAUCUCCUUCUGGUGCCUCUCCUUCUGUCUCACCUUCUUCUGUCGCGUCUCUGGCUGCUCCCUCCAACCCUGCGUUUGCUGCCGAGUCUGGUGAGAUUAAGAACAAGUCUGAGAACGCCGCUUCUGGUACCUCUUCUGUUGCUGGAGCUCCCUCUUCUGCUGCUGGCCCCGCCCUCUCUGCCUCUCCUGCUCCUUCUUCUUCCGCCGAGCUCACUACCACCACCACCUCUUCUGUCUUCACCACCAAGACCCUUACUGGUACCACUGUGAGCGUUUCUGGCGAGGCUGCUGCUGAGGAGACCUCUGAGAGUAGUGCUGAGACCCCUGAGGCCUCUCAAACCUCUGAGUCUGCGCCUGUCUCUUCCGAGACUGCUGUUGAGACCACUCCUAUCUCUUCUGAGGCUGCUGCUGCUGUUGAGACUGGUGCUUCCGCUCCUGCCUCUUCCACUCCUGCCUCUUCCACUCCUGCUCCUGCCUCUUCCGCCCCUGUCUCUUCCGCUCCUGCUCCCGCUCCCGCCCCCAGCAAGGUCUCCAAGGUCGCCCCCUCUGACCUCCUAUCCCAGGCUACUACCGUUUCGGCCUCCGCCACCGCCGCCACCAUCUCUCUGGCUGACUCGGCUCCCCAGAAGACAAUUUCUCCCGAGUCCGCCCACCCCCCUUGUGACGGCAAGCAGGGCAACGACCUAGCCAAGUGUCUCAACGGCAUCUACGGCAACCAGGAGGUGAUUUCCAAGCUCUCGGUCCAGGACAAACAGAAGCCCGUUCCUACUGAUGCCGCUGCUAGCGAGGCCGCUGCUCCUACAGGUGGAGCCACUGCUAGCGAGGCCUCUCCUUCCCCUGCUUCUCCUACUGACGCCGGAAAGCCUGCCGAAAAGCCUGCCGAAAAGCCUGCCGACAAGCCUGCCGAAGACCCCGCUGAAAAGCCCGCUACUUCUUCCGCUGCUUCUUCUGCUGCUUCUGCCUCCGCCCCCACCUCUGCUGCUGACAAGCCCUCUUCAGACACCCCCUCUACAUCCAAACCUCUGGCUGACUCCGGAUGUACCGAGGGCGAGGUGGGAUGUUCUCCUGCUGGCGAGUUCAUCAUGUGCAACUUCAACAAGUGGGUGCACUUUGCCUGUCCCCCCACCACCACCUGUUUCGCCAUUGCCUCGGGCAAGAACGCCGUGGUCGGCUGCAACUAUAUCGACGCCCCCAUUCCUCUUAUCAAGCGAUCUGAUCAGUCUCUCAUCUCCCACAGACCUCCCCCUACUCUACAGCAGCGACGACAGAACAACGUUGAUGUCUUUGCUAUGCUCAAGUAG